Molecule: messenger RNA, 2649 nt
Organism: Cylindrotheca closterium
Lineage: Eukaryota; Bacillariophyta; Bacillariophyceae; Bacillariales; Bacillariaceae
Source: the annotation of a GenBank genome assembly
AUGCUUUUAAAGAAAACUGGCGAAAGUGCUCCUGAUGCGUCCGAAGAGUCUUCGUCUGAAGAUUCUUCAUCUCCUUUACAGCGAGAUGCCGAAACAGAAUUGCAAAACACCGACAACAAUGACGACAACAGUGGUUCUGAAGACUUUGAAGAAGGUCUUAAUGAUGAAGUAUCUCAGGAAACCGACGACAAGAUGGACGCAAGAAAUCAAAAGUCUAGGGAGCCGCUGAAAACAGGUACAAUCAAGCCUCAAGAAGGAAACGACGCGGACGCAAAAGCGGCGCCUUCCGAUUCCAAUUUCGAUGAAUCCAUGGAGAAUGGUGCUAAUGGGGAAAUAUCAGAAGCAGAUUCAGAUGAAGAAGUAUCAUCUGAACCUUUGGAAGAAGCAAAAAAGGCCAAGGAUCUGCUUCUCAAAAAGAAAUUGAUAGAGCGACAACAGAAACGGAAUAAUGGGCCAAGGGAUCCUUCCAUCAAGCGCUUUCGCAACAUUGAUUUAUUCAGCUUGAAGAAACGACACUCAAAAUCAGAUCUAUUCGAAGGGGAAGAAGGCGAAGAAGGGGACGAUUGCGAGGGUAGCGGCAGCGGUAGCGACGAGGGAAGCCAAAAUGAAAAUGUGGACAAUUCACCCACAACAAAUGAUUUGGAGAAUUCGGAUUCCAAGAAGACCUCAAGUGCCGAAACAGAAAGUGCAUCCGAGCCUUCAGUCCCAGAUACUGCCAAUAUCGAAGGUACAGGUACACACUCGGAACAGGAGGAAAUCAGGCAUGCUUCGGAAGCACAACAAGCAGAGCAGGAGGAGGCAACUGAUCCGACUAAUCCAACUGAUCCAGCUGCUGGAAACGAUGAAACAAACGACGGCUCACAGACUCUAACUUUUCUUGACGAAGCUUCCUUAGGGGGCAAAAUUAUGCACAAAGGAGACGAGUCACAAAGUGUUGCAGAACCUGAAGCAAGGACUAGAGAAGAAGGACAUGGUGAAAAUGACAGCUCAAGCGAUUCCGCAAGGCCAACAAAAGUGGAAGCCCCGGCGAGUAGUGAACGAGAUGCGAUGGAUGAAAAAUCUGGAGAUGCAGCCAAUCAGGACGACAAAUCGAAAUCUAAAAAGUCAAAAGAUUCCAAGGAUUCUAAGGAUUCCAAGAAAAUGAAAUCCAAGAAGAAGGAAAAGCGUAAGGACAAAAAGUCCAAAUCCAGAAAGUCGACUUCCAAGAAGACAAAGCCAAAGAGAAAAUCACACGGAUCGGCGGGAUCACAACGUCUACAAGGAAAGCGACCGAGUGUGCCUCUUGAUACAUUGGACGAACAAAGCGCGCAUGAUCCAGAUCCACAUGCGGGCAAAGAUCCCAGACAGAGUGAAACAACCCUUUCUUUGCUACUGAAUUCGAUUGAACAGGCCCAUGUUGUGUCAAAAUCAAACCAGACCGUGGGAGAAUAUUCAGCUGGGUCAUUCAUUUCCGAUACGGGAUGGUCUGACGGCACAAGCUCCUCCUAUGACACUGAUGAAGAUGACAUUUCACUGUCCUCGAGCGGCUCUCUGAAAGCUGAACAGGACAACGGAGAAGAACAUGAAAAGGAGGAUACCGCAAAUCAGAUCUCAGACCCACCCGUGGAACAGCAAGUCGACGAAGUUCCUCCGGCUCCAGAGAAGGACCAGUCGUCUCCUAAGCUUGCAAACACACACAUCGUCAAGAGGCUUUUUGGAAAGAAGAAAUAUGAUUCCUUGGAGGGAGAUGCGGAUGUGGUUCAGAAGUCGCCUUCCGCUCGAGAGGCUACAACGCCUCGGAAAUCUACCUCUUUGAAUAUUGUCGCAAACCUUUUCCGUCGAAGGAAGCAAAAACCUGAUGUUCUCAAGACACCGGAGGAUGAUUCUGAACUUGAAAAAAAUGCAGGGGAAGCAAAGGAGGAGGAGACGAACGAUACAGACGGCGCCAACGAAGUAGAAAGACAGCAAUCUCCAAAGUCAGGCGCAGAAAUAGCCGAAGAUGAAAACAUAGAGGGAGGUGCAUCAGGAGAAGCCGCUUCAAACGAUGAAGACGAAGCAGUUCCUUCUUUGCAAGUGGAGACAGCGGCGAGCCAGGAAGACAGUAAAGUGGAUGGCUCUGGAGAAAUCACAUUAAAUGAAGAAAAUGCAGAGGAACUGAGCGCAGAAAGCAAUGCUGCUACUCCUUUGCUGCAGAAUGAUGGAAAUGUUGAGGGUCGAUCAGAGGAUGGUGAGCAUCCAAACGUGCAAGGUGUCGAAGAGAAUGGUGGAGUUGGGAGUACGAAAGAGAAACAUAAGACGCAUCCGAAAAAGAAAGAUGGCCAAACCAAAAAGAAAAAAGACAAAGCCGUGUCAGGUAAUCGGGACCGAAGUGACUCCGCACCAGAUGAUCCCAGUGCUGUGGCGUCUACUAGUGCUGAUAGGAGAAAAGAGAAAGAGGGAGGUUCAAAGAAGCGUUCCAAAUCUGCUGCAAGUGGCAAAAAGAGACGAAAACCUAUAGAUUCAAACAAAGAGAAGGAUUCUUCUCCAGGACAGGAAGCAAAGGCUUUAGCCAAGAAGAAGACAAAAAAGCCAGUCCAAAAUCGAGCUACUCUAGAAUUAGGAGUUGAACAAGAAGAGGAGGAGGAAGAGGUUUCAAAAGCAAAGGCCAAACGAAAAACGGCGGUAGUGUGA